Ailuropoda melanoleuca (giant panda) is the source of this 2371-nucleotide messenger RNA. It is a transcript of the gene PPP1R14D, whose product is annotated as protein phosphatase 1 regulatory inhibitor subunit 14D. The transcript is spliced from 6 exons. Gene Ontology annotation, molecular function: protein serine/threonine phosphatase inhibitor activity. Lineage: Eukaryota; Metazoa; Chordata; Mammalia; Carnivora; Ursidae. Gene Ontology annotation, cellular component: cytoplasm. Gene Ontology annotation, biological process: regulation of phosphorylation. The record is from RefSeq and is a predicted model, not a curated record.
AUCUGAAAGAGGGGAGGGGACACACUGGAUGAGCAGACACUUCGAGGGAGGCGGACCGGCCAGGAAUACGUCGAGGGGAGGGCAGGGGAGCACCCCACGCCCCGGGAGUGAGGAGGGGUACGCGGGCCCAGCCCUCCCACGCACGCUCCGGCGAGCGGGCCGCCGGACUGCCCGCCAGAUGGACGGCUAAGGAGCUCACGUACCCGGACACACACAGCCGCGCCGAACAAAGGGCCAAACAUGCUCCGAGCCCGCCCCGUCCCCGCCUGGCGCUCGGGGGCCCGGGUUACCUGCGCAGAGCCAGCUGUGACAUAAAGAAGCUUGACUCCCCUGCAGGAGAAAAAGACCACCUGGAGAGAGCAAGCCCCAGGAGGAUGGGAGACUUGAAGGGAGAGAGAGGAGUGCAGCUGUCUCACAGCCACCCCAGCCGAGUAGCUGUGUGAAGCCGUCUUCUACCCUUAGCCCCAGUUGAGCUGGCUGCCAGAGAUCAGCUGCACCUGCCAAGCCCCGCCUAAGAUGCAGAAUGGUCCGUGCUCACGCCAGUCCUUCCAUGCUGUCUUCAAGCCCUACUCCCUGCACAUCUCCCAACCCUGACGGGGAGAACCCAAGUAAGAAGGUCCGCUGGACUUCUGGGAGGAGGAGGACGUCAUCCACAGACUCAGAGUCAAAGUCCCACCCGGACCCCUCCAAAGUAGCCAGGUCCCGGAGACCCAGCCGGCUGACGGUGAAGUACGACCGGGGGCAGCUCCAGCGCUGGCUGGAGAUGGAGCAGUGGGUCGANUGCGGGGGCGGGGGGGUGGGAACAGAGCCUGCAGGGGGACCUCAGGAGGAGCUGGAGGGCCCGUGAGAGACAAAGCUUCUCCCAACAGGUGAAGAUACACUUGCAGUCCCGAAGUCCGCCUCCGUCAGGUCUGGGCUCUGCCUCCAGUGCUCUUCAAAAUCUGUGCCAGGUGUUUUAACACCCCGAGGCGAGAUGGGGGAGCCCCUGACUGACUUCCGCUCCAGCACCAGCUGGCCAGGCCCCUCUGAGCCCCAUGUGAUUCCCAAACAGGACCAACCAACUCCUUCUGAGCCUGAGAUUGACCUGGAGGCUCUCAUGGAACUAUCCACAGAGGAACAGAAGACUCACUUGGAGGCUAUUCUCCGAAACUGCCCCCGCCCCACAGAGCCUUUUAUCUCUGAGCUGCUCAGUCAACUCAAGAAACUCCGGAGACUCAGUCGGCCUCAGAAAUAAGCCUUGUGAGACUACCUUCAGCAGACUUAGCACUGCCAAGCGUGCCCCGAACCUCUGAAUCCUGGGCUGAGAGGAAAUGGCCCCGUGGGACACAGACAAGGAACACGAAGGAUGACAAGGGACAUUUGGAUACUCCUGGUGUAUGUGUAGUCACAGCUGGGCUUUCUGGAAGCCAUUCCUGGCUGUUGCCCAGUACUUUCCUCGGCAGCCAAGUGGAUAAAGCCUUUGGGGAGUCCCAGCUGAAUGGAAUGUGGAGCAUAUCUUUCCUGAGGGAUGGGGAGGGGAGGUAAAGUGAUAAACCAGAGGGCCAGCAUCCUGAGCCACCAGGCUCUGUCCACACAUCCUCCGUCCAUCUAGCCAAAUUGGCCUUGAGAAUUCAAAGAAGGUCACAGUUCUCCUUAGAGCUCAUGAUCUAGCAAGGCCCAGAGGCCAAGCAGAGGGCACCAGACUAGAACACACAGCAUCUGGCAUCACCAACAACAGGAGCCCAAGUGGCAAAGACUAGUUUUGAAUCCCAGAGGAGAGGUACCAGGGAAAACCUAGCUGGGUCUGGGGACAUCAGGGCAGGCUAAACCUUCCUGUCCCCCUAGAUGAGUCAGGAAGCAUCAGGUUGAGGACUGUUGUGAGCUGGCUUCAGCCAGCAGCAGAAAGAGAAAAAGCCAGAGCUAAGCAGAGAGGUGUAAAGGGGAGGCUGAGAAGCCAGGAGUCGGCUCAGGAGCGUGUUGCUGGAAAGAUACUGCAUCUGAGCGGCUGGCAGGUUGGGACAGGACCUUGGGGAGGUGGCAUCCUUUGGGAGUAAGGCAGAAAGCGGCCAUUCACUGUUUGUGCAUGCACUGUCUGAGUACUACGGAGCCUGAGGGAUCCAGAUGGUGGGGCUUGGGCGCUACGCUGGGCUGCCCAGCGCUGGAUGCACAGUGCAGAUCAGGUGAACGAAUAUGCAUUGGCCACUUCAUGUGAGCCUCCGGGAUGGAUGGGGCUAUUCCUGCCUGGAGACACCUGCAGCGUGGCCCCACCUUUUCCCCCACUCCACAGGACUGGACUUUGAGUGGAAGUCCUGCUCUUGCCACCUCUCCUGGGGCCCAGGCUCAGAGCCCACAGGGUUCUAGAGAUAAGAGAUGCUGGACUUAAGACAGCAAC